AUGGAUUGGGUUGCUGUUAUUGUUGAUCUUGCUGUUGCCUUCAUUGUUGUUGUUGUUUCCUUCAUUGUUGUUGCUAUGGAUAAAGGAAAGAAACGGAUGAACUAUAUUUCCAAUACGGGACGACCCUCUGCUAAGUGGAAUGACCAUACACAUCUACAAUUUAUAGAGCUAGUAGAACAAGAGAUUCAAAAGGGAAACAGGCCAGGAUCAUUUAUAAAUAAGGAUGGGUGGAAAAAUUUGGUCAAGAUUUUUAAUGAAAUAACAAGAAAAUGUUAUGACAACAAGCAAUUGAAAAACCACUGGGAUUCUAUGAAGAAGGAAUGGACACUAUUUAAGCAAAUGAUGCGAGGAAAGUCAGGUUUGGGGUGGGACGAAUCAAAGAAGACUAUUGCGGCAGAAAAUGCUUGGUGGGAGCAGAAAAUUAAGCACACUGAGGAUAUAAAUGAUCUUGGAGAGCCAUUUGGUAGGGAUCAAAGCCCCAUUGAUGCUGCAACUGGUGACGAUUUGUUUCUAGAACCAAGUUGGCAACAAGGGAGAUCAUCGGCCCCUAAAAGGGGUAGGAAGGAAAGGAUGUCGAGUGCUGCCAUGUUGAGGACAAAUAUUGAAGACUUAAUGCAGCUAUACACUAAAAGCACAAAUACUACGAACUCUGUUGCUAGACCAGAUGCAGAAAGCAUUCCAAAAUGCAUGGAGGUAUUGCAGCGUCUCCCCAUUCAGGUUGGGUGUAAGUUGUGGAAUUAUGCUUGCACCCAUUUUACCAAGCCCCCGAAUCGAACUGUCUUCAUAAAUCAACCAUCUGAUGAGGCAAGAUUUGCUUGGUUGGACUACCUCCAUCAGUUGUUUGAAGAUCAUCGGCCUCUACCAUGA
This is a messenger RNA of Diospyros lotus (date-plum), 867 nucleotides long. Its product is annotated as L10-interacting MYB domain-containing protein-like. The record is from RefSeq and is a predicted model, not a curated record. The transcript is spliced from 3 exons. The coding region runs from base 1 to 867 and encodes 288 amino acids. NCBI's taxonomy places the organism in Eukaryota, Viridiplantae, Streptophyta, Magnoliopsida, Ericales, Ebenaceae.